Molecule: messenger RNA, 2006 nt
Organism: Mercurialis annua (annual mercury)
Lineage: Eukaryota; Viridiplantae; Streptophyta; Magnoliopsida; Malpighiales; Euphorbiaceae
Exons: 9
Coding region: 87-1718 (543 amino acids)
Biological process (GO): protein transport
Source: RefSeq, a predicted model, not a curated record
AAAGCCAAUUGCCACCUCUCAUCAUCUUCACUUCUAAUAUUCCAAAUCAAAAUCGUCAAUCAAAAUUCCUUAUCCACCAAACCACCAUGGCGAACCAGAACCAGAACCAGAACAAGCACCUCCACCUCCACUCUAAUCUCCUCCACUCAGCAACCGCCGCUAUUACCUCUCUUAUUUCCACUCCAAAAACGUCGCCGUCUCCAACAAUCCCACUCUCUCCACCCAAACUCUGUAUCCCCUUUCAAUUCGCCGACUCCUCUUCUACACAGCCUCAGCCUGACUCCGUUACUCCCAAAUCCUCCGCCGUUAAGGGCUUAUCAUCCUCCGAGUCAAACCCUGGCUUUCCUUCAACCGUCAGAAUUACCGGCCUUCAUUCUAACGGCAAAGGCGGCGGUGGGCCCGCUUUUGUCGGUCAGGUUUUUAGUAUGUGUGAUCUUUCAGGCACUGGACUCAUGGCUGUGUCUUCUCAUUUUGAUAUUCCUUUCAUUUCCGAAAGUGUUUUAUCUUAUAGAACACCACAGUGGUUGAAGAAGGUGUUUGCGACGGUUACUAAGAGUGAGCGGAACGGCCCGGUUUUUCGGUUUUUCAUGGAUUUAGGCGAUGCUGUUACAUAUGUGAAGAAGCUGAAUAUUCCGAGUGGCGUGGUGGGCGCUUGUCGUCUUGAUUUAGCCUAUGAACAUUUCAAGGAGAGGCCUCACCUUUUUCAGUUUGUUCCAAAUGAGAAACAGGUCAAGGCAGCAAACCAACUUCUUAAAACAAUUCCUCGUUGUGAUGGUAGGAGGAAGGUUGAUGGAGUUCCUGUUUUCAGUGCUCAAAAUUUAGAUAUUGCAAUAGCUACUGCUGAUGGGAUUAAAUGGUAUACUCCAUACUUUUUUGAUAAAAGCAUGCUGGAUAACAUUCUCGAAGAAUCUGUUGAUCAGCAUUUUCAUUCUUUGAUCCAAACUCGGCACAUGCAGCGCCGACGGGAUGUUGUUGAUGAUAACUUGGCAGCGGAAGUGAUUGAAGAAAUGGGAGACAGCAUGUUAGAGCCACCAGAGGUUCAGGAAAUGAUGGAUGAGAUUGGCCAUCCCGCAAUACCUUUGAGUGUCAUUUCAAAGGCUGCUGAAAUUCAACUCCUUAAUGCUGUUGACAGAGUAUUAUUGGGUAACAGGUGGUUAAGAAAAGCAACUGGCAUUCAACCAAAGUUUCCAUAUAUGGUCGACUCAUUUGAAAAACGGAGUUUAUAUUCUUCUCAAAGAGCAUCUGCGCUUACUAAUUAUCAGGCUAACUCUGAAACAGAUGCUGAGACUUCAAAGCUUGGAGUUGAAGACAAUGCUCAAAACAAUCAUGAACAAAGUGCAGAUUUGCGUCUCCCAUUCGAAGACUUGUUUAGACGUCCCAGGUUAAAGCGACAACAUACACCAGAAAAGUGGUCAAAGAUAAGUGAAUGCAGAAACCAAAAGUUAGAGACUAGUCCUUUUCUUCCAAAGAUUACUAUGGUGGGUAUCUCGACGGGAGAAGCAGGAAAAAUGAGUAAAGCUAGUUUAAAGAAGACGAUGGAAGAUCUAACAAGAGAGUUGGAGCAGCCAGAUCGAGAAAAUUCCCCAGGUAAUAGCAAUAAUAAUAAUGACUUAGAAAUCGAAGACCGGGAUCCACUCUUUGUGGCUAAUGUUGGUGAUUAUUAUUCUCGUAUGUCGAAAACAAAUUCUCCUCGAUUGGUUCGUGGAGGAACCAAAUAAAGAGCUUGUUCAGGAAAAGAAAGCUUUCUGGCGGGAGUCACUUAAUUCAUUUAACUAAACGGAAAUAGAAAUUGUAAAGUUUAUAAUGCCGGUCCAUUAAUGUGGAUGCAUAAUUAUGCAUUUGCAUUAUGCUAUUUCAAUGUUGUAAAAUGUAGCCUAAUUCGGAAAGGGUGAUCCGUUAGCUGAGCCGUAGUUGUCCUAGCGGCUUGUAAUUUUGAUGAUAAAUUAGUUUCACUAUGUUAUAGAUUAAUUAUUUAUAUAUAGCAGACAAACAGUAAUUUUGAUAAA